CGAAACCUUUCGAACGCGGUCUUGCCUACCAUCGUUUCUCUCGACGCGUCGUUUCCAGAUGUCCAAAUUUCCUCAAUCAAGGACUAUGAGUACUGUGGAGAAGUUCACUGAAGAUUAUCAGUCUUUCUUGCCAUGGAUGUUCAUCGCGAACGUCGCGAUGCUCUGCACGCUCUCGUGUAUCUUGAUCAGUUACUUCGCUGGUCCGACCCUUUUACGUCUCUAUCGUGCGAAACAGGGAGCGAGUAAACCUCCCAGGUUGGGGAUCGACACUUCACAUCUCACGCCACCAUCAUCCACGCUACACCAACCCAUCCCUCAUACAGCAAGUCCCAACAAACUCCACCUCGACCAUAACCAUGAGCGAGACGAGUACAACGCCCGGGAUUCCACACCUGAACCCUCCCGCAUAACGUGGCCUGCAUUCAUGCCUAGCUCUAUCAACCCUUCCGAUUUCCGACAAUUAUGGCGUAACUCCAGCCCCUCACCUCCCCCUCCAUACAUCCCACCCGAACCGUCACUCGACAUCAAAUCCGAGCCUUCGAUACCCACGGUACCAUCAUCUUUGCCUUUCCGGCAACCAACGAUGAUGCCUCUUCCGAAACGGAGGAAGACGAGCACAGCAACGGCGAAGGCGGCAGCAGCAUCCGCCAUGAAGAAAGAACGAACACCAUCACCACCUCUCUCCACCUUUCCGUUCUCCACGCCAUCCUCAAGCCAAGACUCCUCAUCUUCUUACAACCCCCGUACACCACCUCGCCCACCACCCCCUGCCCCUCUAAACGACUGGGCCGAAGUCAACUCGUGGUCCGGCUCGCCGCCAUCCAUGGGUUCGAGUCCGGAGCGUAAUCGUAGUGGAGGGGGUGGGAGCAGAAGAAGGGUGCUGAGGGGGUUUACGCCUUCUGAUUUGGACAAGGAGGAGAUGGAUGAGUUUACGGGGCGGAUUUGGGGGAAGCGUGAUGCUAUGGAGUCUAUUAGCGAGAAGGUGCUUAGAACGCCGGAUGGGAGGCGUAUGGAGAGGGAGGAUCGAUUUGGGGGAGGUGGUUUCUAAGAGUGGUUUGGAUCGAACGGGUAUAGUCGCUGGGAGGUUCGCUCGGAAAUUCGUGCGGACGGUACUCGGGUUGCGUGGCCAAUGGUGGGUGAUGCUUUCCGUCGAGCCCUUCUGCUUCUCUUCUUGACCUCCGCACCCGUAACUUCCUUGCUUUCUGCUCUGACGUAUGUCUUACCUCGUCUUGUUUCUGACCACCCCGCACAAAGUUGCCUCUCACAUUUUACAUUGCUUAUCCUCACCGUCCUGUCCUCAUCUCAGUCAUUCAUUUACCGCUCUAGCCUUAUGCAACCUCACAUAUUUCGUCACAUUAUACACCAUCGCGUACCCAAUCUUCUUGUUUUCGUCCAGACUAUCGACGCCAAUCAUCUGCAAUAUCUAUCUAUCUCUCAUCUUGGUCUGAAUCACUGUGAAUAACUUUACUCCUUGUA
Molecule: messenger RNA, 1476 nt
Organism: Stereum hirsutum FP-91666 SS1
Lineage: Eukaryota; Fungi; Basidiomycota; Agaricomycetes; Russulales; Stereaceae
Exons: 3
Coding region: 59-1048 (329 amino acids)
Source: RefSeq, a predicted model, not a curated record